Messenger RNA from Closterium sp. Yama58-4, 648 nucleotides. Lineage: Eukaryota; Viridiplantae; Streptophyta; Zygnematophyceae; Desmidiales; Closteriaceae. The record is from the annotation of a GenBank genome assembly.
AUGUACUUCACUCUCUACUUCCUCGUCACCCGCCUCCCUGACACUCUUCGCUCAGUCAGGGACCACUUUCUCGCCCUAGACCCUACCACUCUUACUGUUGCCGACUUCGAGAAGCACCUCCUAGCAGCCGAAAAGAACAUUCUCGCUGUAGGUGCUGCUCGUGGCACUCCUCGCACUCCCCUCUUUGAGGGGUGCUCCCCCUCCCCUCUUGCCCCCUCCUACGCCUCUGCUGCUGCUGCUGCUGCUGCUGUCCACUUCCUUCGUGCUGAGGAGGUCGGGGCUGCUUCCGCUCCUAGUGGGAAGCGCAGUGGCGCCAAGGGCAGCAGGGGUGGCAGGGGAGGUGGAGGUGGCGGUGGAGGGGGCGGUGGUGGAGGCGGCGGGGGAGGUGGAGGUGGUGGGGGUGGUCGUGGGGGUGGAGGUGGUGGUGGGGGCGGCGGUGGUACCGGGAGCAGUGGCGGUGGCAGCGGCGGUAGUGGGGGAGGAGGGAGCGGUGGUGGCAGCGGUGGUGGGGGCUGGAGUGGAACCGGCCAGAAGGGGGGCUCCAGUGGUGGCCGGGGGCAGCAGCAGCAGCAGCCGCAGCAGCAGCAACAGCAGCAGCCGCAGCAGCAGCAGCAGCAACGUCAGCGCCAGACCCCCACACCUACUUAG